Diachasmimorpha longicaudata is the source of this 2883-nucleotide messenger RNA. RefSeq names its product parafibromin-like. Gene Ontology annotation, biological process: positive regulation of transcription elongation by RNA polymerase II; transcription elongation by RNA polymerase II. Bases 403 to 1986 code for a protein of 527 amino acids. Gene Ontology annotation, molecular function: RNA polymerase II complex binding. The transcript has 4 exons. Lineage: Eukaryota; Metazoa; Arthropoda; Insecta; Hymenoptera; Braconidae. The record is from RefSeq and is a predicted model, not a curated record. Gene Ontology annotation, cellular component: Cdc73/Paf1 complex.
UAUCCCAACAGUCCCAAAUGCAUCAAUUAUUUUUUUACAGCGCAAAAUUUAUUCUUCUAUUCCAUUAGCUAGAUCUGGAAAACGAAUAUUGGAGUUUUCUUUUUUUCCGGCCGAGUUCAGGGAAAAAAUUGAGAUAAAGGAGAUAUCGACCCUGAAGGAGGACAGGACUCACAAAUGUGUAAAUAAACUCUCGGAAACAAAAAACAUCAGGUCGUUCUCUCGUCUACUCCUCGCUCUCCUCCUGAUUGAUCCAAAGGAUCCCCGCAGGGGUGCAUUCCGAAUCGGCGUAUCACGGGGAAUGUAACAAGGACAACUACCCACACAUUUGCGAGCCAUCUCUCUCGCGUCACUCCACCCCUUUUCCUCGGUUCACUCCAGUUUGUGGUUGAUAUUUGUGCAAAUAUGGCGGAUCCGCUGAGCUUACUGCGGCAAUACAAUGUUAACAAGAAGGAGAUCAUCGAGAGGGAGAAUCAGAUCAUCUUCGGGGAAUUUUCAUGGCCGAAAAAUGUGAAAACCAACUAUUUGACUUAUGGCUCCGGCAAAGAGGGUACGCCAAAGGAGUACUACACUCUGGAAUGCCUCCUCUUUCUCCUCAAACAUGUCCAGCUCACGCACCCGGUGUACGUUCGUCAAGCGGCGGCGGAGAACAUCCCGGUGGUGCGUCGUCCGGACCGAAAGGACCUCCUGGCGUACCUCAACGGGGAGACGGCGACCUCCGCGGCCAUCGACAAAUCCGCACCGCUGGAGAUCCCGACGCAAGUGAAGCGCAGUGCAGAGGAUGGCCUGGACAGUGGUCUCCUGAAGAAGCCGCGUUUCGAGGAGACUCACGUGCAAAAAGUAAAGGAACAGUUGGCAGCGCGCCUGGACGCCCCGAAGGAGGCGUCUGUUACUGUUGACAACAUAAAAUCCCUCUCCGAGGCGAUGUCAGUGGAGAAAAUCGCGGCGAUAAAGGCAAAACGCCUGGCGAAAAAGCGAACGACGAUAAAGGAGAAUGACGACAUCGGCAUGGGCUCGGACCUUCGCGUCAUCCUGGACAUGGACGUGGACGACACUAAGGAUAUUGUCUCCAGGGAACGCCAGUGGAGGACUCGUGCGACAAUUCUCCAGAGCACUGGCAAGAUAUUUGCGAAAAAUAUCUUCGCAAUUUUGCAGAGUAUAAAGGCCCGCGAGGAGGGCCGCCAGAAAGGGCCGACGGCACCGACGCCCAUGACGACACCACGUGCGACGCCGAUGCGUCCGCUACCGCAGCCAGCGGUAUACAAUCGUUACGAUCAGGAGAGAUUCAUCCAGCAAAAGCAGGAGACCGAGGGCUUCAAGAUUGAUACUAUGGGCACGUACCAUGGAAUGACCUUGAAGUCUGUCACCGAGGGGACAAAUCCUGCUGUCCGGAAAAUUCCACCACCCAGUGCCUCCGCCAUUCCAACCUCAGGACUACUGCCAACGUCCGCGGCAAAACUCACACCCCAACAGGCCGCCCAGAACAAAAGACCCAGCAGAACUCCAAUCAUCAUCAUUCCCAGUGCCAAUACAUCUCUCAUCACGAUGUACAACUCUAAGGAUAUUCUUCAGGACCUGAGGUUUGUCUCUAGUGAUGAGAAGAGGGCGGCCGGAUGCAAGAGGGAGAAUGAGAUUCUCCUGCAGAGGAGGAAGGAGGGCGGACUCACUGUACCUUAUCGAGUAGUUGAUAAUCCCCAGAAGCUGAGCAACAACGACUGGGAAAGGGUUGUCGCGGUGUUCGUUAUGGGACCUGCUUGGCAAUUCAAGGGGUGGCCUUAUGAGGGAAAUCCUGUGGAGAUUUUCUCCAAAAUUUGCGCCUUUCAUAUCAAGUAUGAUGAGAUGAAACUCGAUGCCAAUGUUGCCAGGUGGGCGGUUGCUGUUAUUGAGCUCAGUAGAACCAAGAGGCAUCUUGAUAGGGCGGCUCUGAUGAUGUUCUGGGAACAUUUGGAUAAGCAUAUGAUCAAAAACAAACCUCUCCUGCGUUUCUAAACAGCUGGAGACCCUUCCCAACGUGUCAUGAUAUUAGGAUAGUCUUUUCUCCAUCGUUGAGGUUUAAAGACGUCCGCCCUUUGAAUAAGUAUUAUGUGUUGCAUUUGUGAUUGAGGAGUUAUUGGCAGGAUACGACAGACGGGAGAAGCUGCCUGUUGUUAACCUGGAAAAUAUGGGAUUCCCCGGACUCUCAGUGAUUCCAUGUUUCACUCAUCUCUCAUUUUAACUCAUCGACUUGCAUUUCAUCUUCGUACAUCACCUUUAGGUAUUAGCGUAACAAUUGUAAAUAGAGAAUUCUUAGAUUUGUACAUACGAGAGCUGAUUUAUAAAGAAGAAUAUAGUUACAAUGGCGAAUUUCAUGAAUUGAACAGUGAUUUUAUUUCCUCACAGUAAUUGUCCUAUGGAUUUUUCAUUCUGGAUAUUGAAUUAAUUUAUUUUAUUUUAUUUUCAUAUAUUAUAUAUAUAUCUAUCCGUUCCGUACUGUUCCCUUCUCGAGGCUCUUAGAACUAUCACAAGAGGUUGAAAAAUAAAAACAAAGUGAGCCCUACGCUGCAUAUAAACAUAAAAUAUGAAGUUUUUGCAAAUUUGUGUCAAUUUUUUAAACUAUUUUUCAGUAUUAACUGCACUUGCGUGAGCGAGGGGUGAAUAAUGUGAUGAAGGAGAAAAUUUAAUACACAGUUUAUUUAAACAUCCAGAUGACUUGAAGGUUCUCAUAUAUUUAUUUUUCAUUAUAUUUUUAUUCUGAAUUUAGUCCGGAUUAUUUUCAAUAUUUCUGUCUGUCUGUCUGUCGAUACAUGUUUACCGAAAAUAUACACAGUAAUUUUUUUUUCAGUCAAUACGGUCAGUCCAUCGAUGGCCGAAGUUGCCGUUCAUCCACGAAUUAAGCUGUCGAAUUAU